GCGAGUGCACCUGUCCCCUGACUGGCGCUAUUCCUGCUCUAUAUAGGCGCACAUCUUUCCUGUGCUGAACUGGCCCCGCUAGCAGCGCUACAUACAGGGAGGAGCCCCGUGCGUCGGUGCAACUGUGCCUGUGUAUGUAGAGCAUCAUUAAGUUGCGCCAGGGGUUUGCCUGCCAGCCUGCCCCUCUCAUUCUCAUGGGCUCGGGAGGGAGGGACUCGCUAAUGAAUCAUCGUCACCACUGAGCAGGGGCAUCGCCUGUGUGUAAAGGAGGGACGUGCCCCCACGGGACAGUAAGGGCGGUUUCCUGUGCUCAUCACUAGGGGCUGGGAAUAGCCUGUAUCUGCUCCAGGGUGGGCUGCAAACUAUCUCACUACCCUGCCUGCCGCCUGAGGAUGCCACGACCUGCCCAUGUCUGACACCAGCUGAUCCCACACACGUGCUGCUGCUGCUGCUGAUGUCCAGGAGACUGGAUAAUAUUGCCAUGGCUACUUCUAAUCUAGAGAACCAGCUGCAGAGUGCCCAGAAGAAUCUACUGUUUUUGCAGCAGGAACAUGCCAACACGCUGCGAGGCCUGCACACAGAGAUCCGCCGGCUCCAGCAGCACUGCACAGAUCUGACAUGUGAAUUAAUUCUUAAAAGCCCUGAUGACACGGGAACUGGUAUGUCCAGAAGCCACGAAUUAAGGAGGAAAUGUGAGGAACUGGAAGCUCAGCUGAAAUUCAAAGAAACUGAGAAUAAUGAGUUGCUAAAAGACCUGGAACAGAAAAAUGCAAUGAUUAUGGUACUGGAAAACACAAUUAAGGAACGAGAAAAAAAGUAUUUAGAAGAACUGAAAGUGAAGAGCCACAAGCUCAACAUGCUUUCCAGUGAACUAGAGCAGAGAGCCGGCACCAUUGCGUAUCUCACCUCCCAACUCCAUGCAACCAAGAAAAAGCUACUGAGUUCUACUAGUGGGACAACUGAUAUUGCACCACCCGGUAGCCCAGUACUUUCCAGUUACAAGCCAUCCCCUCCCAAAGAAAAACUACCAGAGACUCCAAGGCGCAGGAUGAAAAAGAGCCUCUCUGCUCCCCUCAAUGCUGACUUUGCAGAAGUCUACAGGCUCGGAGCAGAUGGCAGAAAAAUAAUGCUGCGAGAGUCUGUGGAUGCCAUGCCUGACCCAACUCCAUUUUUAUUGGCAAGGCAAUCCAUAGAAACACAUAUGAUCAAAGAGAGGCCUCUAGUUAUCCCUCCCAUUCGCUCUGACUCCAGCAGUCCAGCCAAAGAGAAGAAGCCAAAGGCCCAUAUUGGAGUCGCCCAUCGCAUCCCCCAUGCAACUUCUGUGCCGAGCCAAGUCAUUCCUCAGCCCGAGGUGGAAACAUUAGCAGUGGAUCAAGUUAAUGGAAGCAAAGUAGUAAGGAAACACUCAGGAACUGACAGAACUAUUUAGGGCACACGUUAAUGCAAUGAGUAACCAUAAAUAUGCUUUUUAUUUACUGUGUUGCCAGGCAGGAUAUAAGGGUGAUUUUGUUUCUGAUGUACUAUUGUCCCCUGCAUGCCAAAUAUAAACCGAGUCUCCGAUGAUAAAAUGAAAGGGGCUGCCUUAAGCACCAAUUGCAAAUUACUCCUCGUUAGCGAAGUGCUGCUGUUACAUGUCUACUUAAUGCUUGCUACCAGUAUGUGCAAUAUCUGUGUGUGCUGGACGAAGCACAAUAUACACACAACUACUUACUACUAGUCAGCUCUAAUAUUAUACAGACGAGACAAGCAUUACAGUUACAGCGUCUUGCUACUUCCUACUAUGUAUUUCCCAUGCUGCAGUACAAUGCCUUUCUUAGGCGGCACUAAUAAUAAUAUUAAUGUAUGUGUAAGUAAGUUAGAUUUAAGACUACUGAUGUUUUUUUUUUUUUCUAAGCUACUCUGUGUUUCUAUACAUUUUUGUAUGUUUACAGCUUUUCUGUGAAGGUGUAAUGUGAAUUAAGGACAGAGCUAAUUUUGGCUGUACCACAUUUAGUAUGGGAUGACCUUUUCAAAUUCUUACUAUUGCUCCUUAGAAAUAAUCCUACAAGACGAGUCUUGCCACAACUGGAUAUAUCACAUUAGCAGAUCUGUAUGAGUUUCUGCUUCAUACCACAGCAUUUAUGCCUCUAGUGGGUUUUGCAAAAACAUGCAGUUUUGUACGUUGACAAUGAGUCUUGAUUAUUGGUUAGACAGUUAUAGUCAUUUGCUUUCAUUUAUAGCACCUUCUCACAGUUUAAGUAGCAGUUCUGACAUACAGUAAACUAUGUUAAAACAUGAAUGUAACUAUAAUCAGUAUAAAUGAAAUUAAGGGGUGGAACUAUCCACGGUGCCACCAAGGCAUUGGCUCUGGGGUUCAGGAGCCCUUCUGUGGUUCCCCAUUGGGCAAGGAAGGAUAUGAUGAAUGUUUUGCACUAGGGACUUUUAUAGUCUUGUGUUGCCACUAGUAAAUAUACACAAAGUGCAGGCUGCCAGCUGUUUGCAGGAUGAACAGCCCUGAUAUAAGAUACCCCUUGACUAAAGCUGCAUGAAGACACAAGGCUGCUGGGUAUCAGUGUAUCUAUCACAGACCAUAUUACGAGUACAUGUCCUGCAUCACACAAGAUAAUUACUGAAAAUGUACCUGAUAUCUGCACUAUACCCUCCAUUGGCUUCUGUCUACAAUGAGGGUAAAUAUAUCCUGUAGCGUUUGAUAAAGGGAAACCCCAUUACUGUUUA
Molecule: messenger RNA, 2715 nt
Organism: Xenopus laevis (African clawed frog)
Lineage: Eukaryota; Metazoa; Chordata; Amphibia; Anura; Pipidae
Gene: ccdc92.S
Product: coiled-coil domain containing 92 S homeolog
Exons: 4
Coding region: 455-1429 (324 amino acids)
Cellular component (GO): centriole
Source: RefSeq, a predicted model, not a curated record